Hirsutella rhossiliensis is the source of this 1908-nucleotide messenger RNA. Its product is annotated as fungal zn(2)-Cys(6) binuclear cluster domain-containing protein. Bases 1 to 1908 code for a protein of 635 amino acids. The transcript has 4 exons. The record is from RefSeq and is a predicted model, not a curated record. Gene Ontology annotation, biological process: DNA-templated transcription; regulation of DNA-templated transcription. Gene Ontology annotation, molecular function: DNA binding; zinc ion binding; DNA-binding transcription factor activity, RNA polymerase II-specific. NCBI's taxonomy places the organism in Eukaryota, Fungi, Ascomycota, Sordariomycetes, Hypocreales, Ophiocordycipitaceae.
AUGGUGACGCCUGCCGAAGUUCCCUUGCCGCCGGACGACUCGCCGUCUGUCUCUCCACUCAACAACCAACAGCACCAGUCAUGGCCGGGAUCCGAUUCUUCCUCGCCUGGCACCGCCUCGCACCACCAGGCGGUCGAGAGUGGCCGGAGCACCGCCAGCAGCAGCUCGCCGUCGACGGACCAGCAGCAGCAAAACGCCGCCGGCGAUGCCAACAAGGCUCGUGAGACGACGGUUCCGGCCGCCUGCCUGGCAUGCCGAAACAAGCACCUCAAGUGCGAUGGUCAAAGCCCCUGCGCACGCUGUCUCUCUUCGCAGAGCGAAUGCAUCUACGUCGCCUCCCGCCGCGGCUACAAGGGCCCGCGCCGCGGCACCGCCCAGAACCCCAACAAGCGCCAGGCCACCUCGCCCCCCGACAACCCCGACUGCCCCAUGCUCCUCGGCGCUGGCGGCUUCCCUCCCUCGGCCAUGGGCACCCCGGCAUCUCACCUGACCCCGAACUCGGGACCUUCCAACAUGCAGCUCUACAAGUCGUACUGCAGCGUCAACGGCAUCGACCCCACGACGGCCGAGCGCUGCCUCGACUCCUUCUACCACCACUUCUUCGCAUCGCACCCCUUUGUCCUGCCCCGCGAGCAUCUCCUGAGGAUUGCAAAGGGGGGCAUGAUUGAGCCCUUGCUUGCCGCCAUUCGAUGGGUCGGGUCCAUCUACAUCGACGUCAGCCCCUCGGUCCGUGAUGGGUUGCUCGAAGAAGCCUGCAGUCUCAUCUACGAUCCCCAGCGGCCCAGGGAUGGCUUCCUCGUCCAGUCCAUGGUGCUGCUCAUCGUCGGUCUCGACGGCAGCUGCCAGCAGGAAAGGGCUCGCGAGAUCCUCAACGACGUGGAGCGGCUCGCCUUGGAAAUCGACCUCAACACUCGUCCCUUUGCCACCCUCCAAGGUCAGGGCAUCCCCGUCCUCGAGGAGAGCUGGCGGCGCACCUGGUGGGAUCUGUUCGUCGUCGAUGGCAUGGUUGCCGGCGUCCACCGUGUCACCAACUUUCUCCUCUUUGACGUUCCCGCCGACGUCGCGCUUCCGUGUGAGGAGCAUCAGUAUAUAUCCGCCAAAAUUCCGAUCCCGCUAUAUCUCGAGGACCUGGAGGAUCGAGACUUUUCCGAUGAAGACCGCGAAUUCUCGUCCUUUGCGUACCGCAUCCUGUGCGCCCGCAACUUGGGCAAGUUUAUGAGGACACCGCCCAUCUUCGGCCCCGAAGACGAGAACAUGGUGAGAAUCGAAGCCCUGCUCACAAACUGGAGGCUACACCUGCCCCAGUCCAAAAGGGACGCCCUGCAGACAGAUGGCAGGCUGGACGAGAUGAUGUUCCAGGCCCACAUGAUGAUGCACGCGACCUCGAUCCUUCUCCAUCAGCCUCACUCCCAACUCGACACGACGCCGACGCAGGACAUCAACUCGUGCGCGCCCCAUCAGAUGGUGCCGGCCGGAGAUCUCUUCAACGCGCACACAAAGCAUACCAUCACCUCGGCCAAUGCCAUCAGCACCAUGAUUACCCAUCGCGUACCGCUGCUCUCGCACACGCACUUCUUCACCUGCGUCAUUACGCUCUCGUCCAUUGUCCAUCUCAGCCGGUGGGCUCUCUUCUUUAUCCCCCACAACGACGACGAUCUGCGUCAGCAAGUUCGCCUCAACAUCGGAGCCCUCAACCGACUUGCCGAGGUCUGGGGGGCCGCCGACCGAGCUCGUGGCCAGGUCAAGCUUGUGGCGCAGGAGAUAUACCAGGCGAAGAAGCAGCAGCGGCUCAAUUCGGAGUUCUGGGUGGGACUGACGCAUGAGGACAUGCUUAACACGAUUGCAACCGACGACUCCAUCAUCAACGAAAUUGAGAGCUUGCAGACAUUGCCUAACUUGCUUGGUUGA